CGGGCUGGGGGGCGCCCGAGCUGCCGCGGCUGCGCCCCGGCUCCAGGCGGGACCGCGUAGCUUGCGGGAGGACCAUGGCGUCCCCGGCGCUGGCGGCGGCGCUGGCGGCGGCGGCGGGCCCCAACGUGAGCGGCGCCGGCGAGGGGGGCAGCGGCGGGGCCGCCAACGCCUCGGGGGCGGCCUGGGGGCCGCCCCCGGGCCAGUACUCGGCGGGCGCCGUGGCGGGGCUAGCGGCCGUGGUGGGCUUCCUCAUCGUCUUCACCGUGGUGGGCAACGUGCUGGUGGUGAUCGCUGUGCUGACCAGCCGCGCGCUGCGUGCGCCGCAGAACCUCUUCCUGGUGUCGCUGGCCUCGGCUGACAUCCUGGUGGCCACGCUGGUCAUGCCCUUCUCGCUGGCCAACGAGCUCAUGGCCUACUGGUACUUCGGGCAGGUGUGGUGCGGCGUGUACCUGGCGCUCGACGUGCUCUUCUGCACCUCGUCCAUUGUGCACCUGUGCGCCAUCAGCCUGGACCGCUACUGGUCCGUGACGCAGGCUGUCGAGUACAACCUGAAGCGCACGCCGCGCCGCGUCAAGGCCACCAUCGUGGCCGUGUGGCUCAUCUCGGCCGUCAUCUCCUUCCCGCCGCUCGUCUCGCUCUACCGCCAGCCCGACGGCGCCGCCUACCCGCAGUGUGGCCUCAAUGACGAGACCUGGUACAUCUUGUCCUCCUGCAUCGGCUCCUUCUUCGCGCCCUGUCUCAUCAUGGGCCUGGUCUACGCGCGCAUCUACCGGGUGGCCAAGCUGCGCACGCGCACGCUUAGCGAAAAGCGCGAGCCCGCGGGCCCCGACGGCGCGUCCCCGACCACGGAGAACGGGCUUGGCGCGGGCGAGAACGGGCACUGCGCGACCCCGCGCCGCCCGCGCGCCGAUGUGGAGCCAGAGGACAGCAGCGUGGCGGCCGAGAGGCAGCGGCGCCGAGGCGCGCUGCGGCGGGGCGGGCGGCGGCGCGCGAGCGGCGAGGGGGCCUCGGACGGCGAGGGGUCGGGGCCCGGGACGGGGACGGCCGAGCCGGGCGCAAUGGCUGCCGCGAGGUCCCCGGGCCCCAGCUGGCGCCUGUCGCGCGCCAGCUCGCGCUCCGUCGAGUUCUUCCUGUCGCGCCGGCGCCGGGCGCGCAGCAGCGUGUGCCGCCGCAAGGUGGCCCAGGCUCGCGAGAAGCGCUUCACCUUCGUGCUGGCGGUGGUCAUGGGCGUGUUUGUGCUCUGCUGGUUCCCCUUCUUCUUCAGCUACAGCCUGUACGGCAUCUGCCGCGAGGCCUGCCAGGUGCCCGGCCCGCUCUUCAAGUUCUUCUUCUGGAUCGGCUACUGCAACAGCUCACUCAACCCGGUCAUCUACACCGUCUUCAAUCAGGACUUCCGGCGCUCUUUCAAGCACAUCCUCUUCCGACGGAGGAGAAAGGGCUUCAGGCAGUGACCCGUGCACCCUACCCGGCGCAGAGAUCCUGGACAGCUCCAGUGGAGGGGGCAGGCAGGCGUGGCCUCCCAGGAGAAAGUGGGAGCAACUUUCCCGGGGGACCCAGGGAUGGAUAGGCCUUCAAGGCGCAGGGGAGGGCGCUGCACGGCCGGAGGGAGGGCUGAGAGACUGCAGGGCCCCCGGGGAGGGGGAAGGAGAGAGGGGAGACCCCUCUGCCUUCCCGUCUCAGCAAGGGGCUGCUUCUGGGGCUGCAGGCCUGGAUCCAACUCCGGGGGCCGCGCCGAGGUGUGGCUGUGAGCUGGCACACGCAUCCUCCCAAGUUGGUGAGAAAGGAGCCUGCCCUGUCCCCCACCACAGGCCGCCAUCCCAUCCACCUCUGAGCAAGGGCUGACUUCCCGGGACCUCGCGGGGUGGCUUUUCUGGGGGAGGAAGGAGGGCACUGACCAUCUUUGGUUACUGAAAGUAUUUAAAUGUUUGCCAAAAAUGACUGACAGCCAAAACAACCAAACUCUUUUCUAAAUAAACCUUUGUAAUCUAA
Messenger RNA from Balaenoptera ricei (Rice's whale), 1989 nucleotides. RefSeq names its product adrenoceptor alpha 2C (gene ADRA2C). Bases 75 to 1451 code for a protein of 458 amino acids. Gene Ontology annotation, molecular function: alpha2-adrenergic receptor activity. The record is from RefSeq and is a predicted model, not a curated record. Gene Ontology annotation, biological process: adenylate cyclase-activating adrenergic receptor signaling pathway; regulation of vasoconstriction; regulation of smooth muscle contraction. The transcript has a single exon. Lineage: Eukaryota; Metazoa; Chordata; Mammalia; Artiodactyla; Balaenopteridae. Gene Ontology annotation, cellular component: membrane.